AUGGGAAGCGGGGGCGGUGGGCUGUCGCGAGCCCACCUGCUGCUUCUGCUUCUGGCUUCUGCAGAGAGACAAAACCUGAGCAAAAAGCAAAGAAAAGCCAGACUGCAACACCGUGUUGUGCCAGAAGCACAAGCAGCAGCAAGAGGAGGAGUGAGGCUCUCGUGGCUGCCUGUCUACAAUCUCAUCCUCCCAGUCCCUCCUUGUCCUUGCUUCUUCUUCGUCUGUUCUUCUUCCGUCUCGUCUGUCCCGUCCUCCUUUCCUCCUCCCCAUCCUACCCCAAGGUUGCGCCAACUCUCAACCAGCCUGAGCAGGUUUCUACUACCACCUCAAAGACUCUACACUGACUGGCCAGACAUGCACAACAACGAAGAUACGCACAAAUCCUUUCAUGUGCAGUUAGACCCUGAUGUGCAGAUUUGUUUUGGGGACCUUCACAGGCCCUCUCUUAAUGCCCUACUGGAAAAGGAGCUGAUGGAUUUUUAUGAAACUCAUCAUCCCGGGAAGGUGGAUUUGGCCAGCAAAAGACCAGUCUUGGUUCUGCAGAAUGAUGCUCUGUACUCCCAAAGGCGACCGUUUACAAAUGAGGAUGAAGCCUGGAAGUCUUUUCUUGAAAACCCACUUACAGCAGCUACCAAAGCCAUGAUGAGCAUUAAUGGGGAUGAAGACAGUGCAGCUGCCUUGGGCCUCCUAUAUGAUUACUACAAGGUUCCUCGGAGAACAUCAGCAGUGAAACCAGAUGUCGAUCAUUCUGAUCAAGACCAUGGCAAAAGGAAUGGUAUACCAAACAUGACAGAACAGUCGCUCAUCACUGGUGGAGAAAACCGGGUCCAGGUCUUGAAAAAUAUGCCUUUGAAUAUCGUUCUCCCGCACACUUCCCAAAUGGGUGUUGACAAGAGGAGCCACCUGACGACUCCGGACACCACUGUCACAGUCUCCAUUGCAUCCAUGCCCACCCACUCCAUCAAGACAGAAACUCAGUCACACAGCUUUUCCGUGGGCAUCCCUCCAGCAGCUGUCUAUCACUCAGAAACACCUGAUCGGGUGGUGGUUUUAGACAGGAGCCUCAAUGCUGACCAGUUUAGCACUACUACCCCGACCCAGAAUUCCCAGAGGCGGACUCCAGAUUCUACCUUUUCAGAGUCUUUUAAAGAAGGCGUGCAAGAGGUUUUUUUCCCUGCUGAGUUGAACCUCCGGAUGUCUGGCAUGAGUUCUGAAGACUACGUGUUUGAAAGCAUUGCUGGGAAUAACUUUGAAUACACACUGGAAGCUUCUAAAUCCCUUCGACAGAAGCCAGGAGAUAAUACCAUGACUUACCUGAACAAGGGCCAGUUUUAUCCCAUUACACUGAAAGAAAUGAGUGGCGGCGAAGGAAUCCAUCAACCCAUCAGUAAAGUGCGAAGUGUCAUCAUGGUUGUAUUUGCGGAAGACAAAUCAAGAGAAGAUCAACUCAGGCACUGGAAGUACUGGCACUCCAGGCAGCACACCGCCAAACAAAGGUGCAUUGACAUCGCUGACUAUAAGGAAAGCUUCAAUACCAUCAGUAACAUUGAGGAGAUAGCCUACAAUGCCAUUUCCUUCAGUUGGGACAUUAAUGAUGAAGCAAAGGUCUUCAUUGCCGUAAACUGCCUCAGUACAGAUUUCUCUUCUCAGAAGGGUGUUAAAGGACUUCCUUUGAAUCUUCAGAUUGACACCUACAGCUACAACAACAGGAGCAACAAACCUGUCCACAGAGCUUAUUGCCAGAUUAAAGUCUUUUGUGAUAAGGGUGCCGAGAGGAAGAUCAGGGACGAGGAACGAAAACAAAGCAAAAGAAAAGGCAAGUGCACUGACCCCAGCUCCCAGCUGAAUGCCUUUUCUGAUGUCAAAGUGCCCAUGCUCCCAUCCCACAAGCGUACAGACAUCACUAUCUUCAAGCCAUUUAUGGAUCUUGAUACUCAGCCAGUCCUCUUCAUACCUGAUGUUCAUUAUUCCAAUAUUCAGCGUGGAGCUCAUGUAUUUCCUCUUGCAUCUGAUGAACUGGAGGGAGAAGGGAGCUCUACAAUGAAGAGAGGGCCUUACUUAAAUGAAGAUGAUUUUGCUGCCAGCCCAAUUAAGUUAUCACGAAUAGAAGAACCCAAAAGAGUAUUGUUGUAUGUUCGAAAGGAAUCAGAAGAAGUAUUUGAUGCACUUAUGCUCAAGAUACCAUCCCUGAAAGGUCUAAUGGAAGCUAUAUCUGACAAAUAUAAUGUCCCUUUGGAUAAAAUUGGAAAAGUCUUCAAGAAAUGUAAAAAAGGCAUCUUAGUGAAUAUGGAUGAUAACAUUGUGAAGCACUAUUCCAAUGAAGACACCUUCCAGCUACAGAUUGAAGAGGCUGCUGGAACUUACAAACUUACUCUCACAGAGAUCUAAAACCUAUUCUUGUUGUGGCCUCUUGUGGUGGGGAGGGGGGUCUUUAAAUGAAGGUUGUGAACACAAACCUCUCAUUGCUUUUUAUCCUCAGGAUUUAAAAGUGCCUCUAGGGAAGAAGCCAUUUAUUCUUCUGAAGUAGAAUGCCCUUCUGCUCUGUGUGUGUGGGUUGUUUUUUUUUAUUUAAAAAGAAAAACAAGACUGACAUGCAUCCAAAUAUCUGUCCUGUUGGCUGCAAUAUUGCACUCUGAAUAGAUGAACAGAAGGCACGUGUUGAGGAGAAAGAAAAUCAAAACAGCAAAUGCAAACAAAGCACUGUAAAAUGGUUUUUUUAAUGUCACAUUAUCUGUGUCUCCCCUUCCCAUUAAAUUUAUGGGAUAUCCUCAUCAGUUAGUUAUAGACCUGUUUUUCUUCAGUGAGUACAGCUUCAGGAUUCUCACAGAUGCUAAGGGGAGUUCCAGAAAAGGGCAGGACCAGAUUCUUACAAUGUUUACGGUGGAGCAAGGCACAGCGAACCCUGCUACAACUUCUGCUACAACUUCUUAGGGGUGUAAGACUGUCUUGCUUUAUGAAGAACUUACUUUAUGAAUCUCAUUGAUGAGCUGUAUCUGUAUAUAAGUGCAGUAUAUUUUGAAGGGUUGUAAAUAUGUACAUACCAGUCAUCCUUAUAUAAUAUAUAUGUAUACAGUGACAGUCAUAUAGAUAUAUGUUUGGGUGUGUGUAUAAAUGUGCAAUGAAUAAAUGCGGUGAGGUUUCAUAUUUGAAAAAGCGGCCUCAGUUCUAAAUUAAAUUUAUGCUGAGCAUGUUGAGUCUCCUGUAAGGAGCAGCAGCCAAAAGUAAAUUGGUUUCUGUAUAGCAAAUGUAUCUUUAUUGUCAGGACAGGAGUUGGGCCUAGCUCUUUGUCAAGUGAUGAUGCUGCAGUAGUGUAUAAGCCUCUGCAGCAGUAGUAGUAAGAUCUGUUUUCCUUGCAAGGUGCAGAUUUCAGGAGGCGUAGGUCUCCUUGAAGUUUUAAGAGAAAUGUGAGAAACAUUUUACUCUCCAGGUGUAGACAUCAGUCCCUAGAAGCCUAAGCCUGCAUAUGGCCUAUCAUGACCAUUACAGAUGUUGCACCCAAAGCAUCUCUUAAACCAAAGAUUCCACAACCAUAUUUUUAAAAUGUAGCCCUGGUACCUCAGGUUCUCUGAUAAUUUUAACUUCUGAGCCUGGUUUGUGUUUGACACUGUUAUUCAGCCAGCUCAGUUUGCAUGUUGCCUUCAUUGCACAAUGUUAGUUUCAAAUAAUUCUCUUCCUUUCUCUGUGAUUUGAUGCCUUGUAGCUGUGAUCUGUGGUUUGACUCUCUUUAAAUUUGACAUUGUUUGGAUUGUAUAUUGUUUUUAAAACUUGCAAUCUUAGCCAUUUUGAAGGUCUCUUGUGGGGCCAAAAGACAGGAUAUAAAUAUUUUAAAUAAUCAAAUGUCAAUAGUGGAUGAGCCGAAAAGCCUCCAUACAAUUCCAUUUCUAGUGACAUUCAUGCAAUAAAAGUAAUG
This is a messenger RNA of Sceloporus undulatus (fence lizard), 3910 nucleotides long. RefSeq names its product grainyhead like transcription factor 1 (gene GRHL1). The record is from RefSeq and is a predicted model, not a curated record. Gene Ontology annotation, molecular function: DNA-binding transcription activator activity, RNA polymerase II-specific; RNA polymerase II cis-regulatory region sequence-specific DNA binding. Lineage: Eukaryota; Metazoa; Chordata; Lepidosauria; Squamata; Phrynosomatidae. Bases 1 to 2388 code for a protein of 795 amino acids. The transcript has 17 exons. Gene Ontology annotation, cellular component: nucleus. Gene Ontology annotation, biological process: regulation of transcription by RNA polymerase II.